AUGGUUCUUGGUGCUCUUGGUGGAAUGGGUGCUGCGACCGUUUGCCAUCCCCUGGAUGUUGUUCGUGUGCAGAUGCAGAUUGAUGGAGGUGGCGGAACAGCCAAGGCAUACAAGAACCCUCUCGAUGCCACCAUUCAGAUUGUGAAGCGCAAAGGCUUCUUCAAGGGUCUCUACACUGGUAUCGAUGCUGCUUACUUGAGACAGUGGACGUAUGGCUCUUGCAGAGUCGGAAUUUAUGCCUGGCUCCUGAACAAGUUCAGCAAGAAGGACGAGAAGGUCAGCUUUGAGAAGAAGCUUGUGAUGGGAUCAGUCGCUGGUGCCAUCGGCUCGAUGGCUGGUCUCCCCUCCGAGGUCUCCCUUGUUCGCAUGUCUGCAGAUUCCAAGCUUGCGCCUGAGCUGCAGAGGAACUACAAGAGCUGCCUCGACUGCAUCGUUCGCAUUGCCAAGGAAGAGGGACCCUUGAAGCUCUGGUCCGGCGGCACCCCCACUGUCAUUCGUGCUACUUUGUUGUCUGCCAGUGUUUUGGGAUGCUACUCUGAAUCCAAGGAGCAACUCCACAAGAAAUUUCCUCAGAUCUUCCCUGACAAGGACGGCAUUCCUUUGAUGUUCACUGGCACCAUGUUUGCCAGCUUCGUCGCGAACUUGGUUUCUAACCCGUUCGAUGUGGUCAAGUCUCGUGUUCAGAACAUGCCCAAGCCUCUUCCAGGCCAGGAGGCCAUGUACAAGAGUAUGACUGACUGCUUUGUCAAGACCGUCAAGAGCGAGGGCUUCCCUGCACUCUACAAGGGAUUCACCCCUGCCUUCUUGAAGCUUGCGCCGUACACCACGAUUUCGCUUAUUCUUACCGACAAGUUGAGCAAGGCUCUCUUGGGCCAAUCAGCGCUCUAA
Molecule: messenger RNA, 888 nt
Organism: Guillardia theta CCMP2712
Lineage: Eukaryota; Cryptophyceae; Pyrenomonadales; Geminigeraceae
Exons: 5
Coding region: 1-888 (295 amino acids)
Biological process (GO): malate transmembrane transport; oxaloacetate transport; thiosulfate transport
Molecular function (GO): antiporter activity; sulfate transmembrane transporter activity; oxaloacetate transmembrane transporter activity
Source: RefSeq, a predicted model, not a curated record